GAAUUAUUUAGAAAUAAAAUGCAGGAGCUUUUAAAGACUCACCAUUGAAAAUUGUGUCAUUUAAUUUCAGUGCUAAGCACCUGUAGUGUUAAUGCACUUGAAAUAAGUUUUAGCAGACAUAUGAGGUUGUACACAUUGCACUAUUGGAGAAACAGGAAAAUGACAUUUGGUUAAAUACAAUCUUAUGUGGUGAUAUUCAGUGCUGUGUAGUAGGUUAGGGGGUGGAGAAAUAAAUGUAGGCUGGUGCUUUCAGAAACGUGUUUGAGGAGGAAAUAAUAGUUGAUUUGCUCUGAAGGAUAGAUACACUAUAUAUUGGAGGUGACAGUGAAUUAAAAUUUUUUUUUAAUAUUCUUUAUGGUUUGGGAAACAUUUCCAUGUGGUGUUCUUUAGUUCUUAUUUAAAAAUUUAAAGCCACUCUGAUCCUGAUCCAUUUCUUUUAAAACACACCAUGAUCUUACCCCUUCAAGAUCUUUUGCUUCUGCAGUCAGUCUUACUUUUAUGUAAAACACAACUGUUGAAGAAGGGUUACUGUUUAAUAUGUAAGACCUAAUUUUGCUCUUUGACUGAUAUCUUGAGUGUUUCAUUUGUAGCAGGCACUGUGUCAGGAGACAUCAAAAACAAUGGUUACUCAGCAGCCAAUUUCUAUGUUUUAUCUAUGGGGUGCGUGUGUGUGUGUGUGUGUGUAUGAGCAUGUGUGUGUUAACGUGCUCGAGUGCUUGUGCUUAGCUGUGGAGUUGAGAAUGGAUGCAGAUGUGGCUUCUGUCUUUAGCAGAUGAUGUUAAGCUACAGUUGUGAUGUGUUAAGAGAAGUCACAAAUGAGACUUAUGAAUGGAGGUAUUCAGGAUGCAUAGGAAUGGAAGUGCUUCAGUCUCACUGAAGAUAGCAGGGCAGAGACCCUGUGCUGGCAGGGUGUUUGGAGAGGAUCAGGGACAGAAAGCACAGCUUUUGGGAGCUGGAGGCAUGUGGAGCAAUCUGGUAGGACAGUGGUGUGGGGCCAGAUUGUGCUGGACCUUGUAGGCAGGCUGAAUUUUCCUUUGUGCUUUGAAUAAAGAGAAGCCUCAAUGGAAGGUUUUACUAAGGGACUUAGGCUGUGUGUCUGGUGGGGAUGACACAGUAUGUUUGUGUCUGAAUAGCAUGCUUUGUGUUUCUACCCCCCCCAGGCUAGCAUUUGCAUUGUUUUCUCAUCCCUUGUUCUUCAACUUGCUCCCUAUAUUUUAUUUUGUAGAUUUAAUAAAAAAUCUGAAUUUACAUUUGUUAAACGUGUGCAUGCGUGUGUAUGUGUGAGGAGGACUAUGGGUGAUGUGUGGGAGUCUCUCGUGCUACCAAGUGGGUCCCUUGGGCUUGAACUCCGAUGGCCAGGCUUUGUGACAAGUAUAUUUACUUCCUGAGCCAUCUCAUUGCCCCCCUCUCAUGCUUCAUUAUAGUUUGGGAUAUCUCCAUGUUCCACUUGCAAGGUGUACUCAUUUUUCUUUUCUUUGGGAAAAACAAAAGAAUUGGGACUGUAGAGAUGGCUCAGCUCUUAAAGGCUAGACUCCUCAGUAAAAAUAUAAAAUAGACCAUUGUGGUUAGUUGACUAAUAGUAAUUUUAAUCAGUACUACUGCUUGGGAACUAGUUUUUGUGUCUCUUUUACUUUUUUUUUUUUAAGUUGUAGUGAAACUCAUAAUAUCGAACUUACUGUCAGGCUGGGAAUUAGCUUAGUUGGUGAAGUGUUUGCAGCACACGAGGACCUGAGUUCCACAUCCCAAGCACCCAUGUAAGACGCAGACCUGGUGGCAUGUGCUUGUAAGAGUUGUGCUUAGGAGACAGAAGGAUCCUUGUGGUUUGCUGUAAUCUGUGAACCCCAUCCCAAUGAGAGUCAAGCUCAGAAUAAAACAAAACAAAGCAAACCCCAAGCUUUCCCAGAUGAAAACCAGGGUAAGCAGCUUCUGAGGAAUAACACCCAAGUUGACUUCCUGGCUUUCAGGUGCAUGCGUCCAUCCACAUACUCCUAAUCAUUUUCAUAGUGAAAUGUAGCCUAUUUCUAGAGAAAGCCGUUCUCUCCUUGCCUGCUCUUGGCAACCAUCAUUCUGCUGUCUGUUGUCAUAAUUUUGGCCAUUUGUAUAUUUUGAGUGGACUUGUGCAUUGUCCCUGUGUCUGUCCACCAUCACUCAGCUCAAAGCCGUCAGAUCUUAAGUACUCAGCUAGUCUCUGGGCUUCAUUCACAGAUUUGGGGCAAAAGAGUUUCUGUUUUUGUAAAUCUUUUUGGCCUGCCAGUAAUGUAAUGAACCCUGAUGAAUUGGGAAAUGGUUCUUUUUCUUCAGUUUUCUGUUACACUUUGUGUAUACUUGGUGUUUUUUCCCCUUACCUGAUAUCAGUAUUUGUUAGUGUUUUUAUCUGGUUUGGAGUGCUCUUGUGGGAAGGUUGUUGUUUUGACAAAAAUCUGGAUUCUUUAAUGGAAAGAAUGAAACCUGUUUCUUUUUGGAUGACCUUAUUAAUCAUAGUGUUGUUGAGUUUACUUGUACGUUGGUGUUCUUGGUCACCUUAUUUUAUGUGUUGUCAGCCUCAGUGCAGUUUCCAUUAUUUGUAAGCAUCUUUAAAAAGCAUAUUUACCCCUCCCCCUAUUUUCAUGAAGUGUAUGGUGUAUGCGUGAAUAUUUUGUGUAUGCAUGAAUAUUUUAUGGACGCGUGUUUGGGUGACGCCUGUGGUUGGAUGUGGGGAAUCAUCCGGUAUUGAUUUUCUGCCUCAUUAUUGAGGUGGAGUCUCUCAUUCAAAUCCAGAGAUCACUGAUGUGACUAGUCUUACAGUCUGGCUUGUUCUGGGGAUCCCUGUCUCCUCCUUCAUAGGUUUGAAGUACCUGCAAGUUGCCACACUCACCCAGCAUUUAUAUAGGUUCUUGGACUCUGAACCCAUGUCCCCAGGCUUGCUUGCAAGACACGGGUUUUAACCACUGAACCAUCUUUUCAGCCCAGAAUCAUAUCAGAUACAUGUAUGUAUGUAUGUAUGUAUGUAUGUAUGUAUGUAUGUAUGAACGCACGCAUGUAUGUUCCAGGGCAGCCAGGGCUCUGUUACACAGAGAAACUCAGACUCAACCUACUCACCCUUACCUCCAACAAAAAGCUGAACCUCUUUCUGGUUACACAUGCAUUGAGUUAAUUUUCUCUUCUUUCCUCUGCUUAUGCUCAUAUUUGCAUCUAUUAUGAUUUUAUUUCUGCUUUAGGGACUUCCUUUAAACUUUCUAUUAAUGGGAACUUGUUGGUGAUUGUAUGUCUGAAAAAUUGUUUUAUUUGCUUUGGAAAACAUUUAAGUAAUGAAUUUUAGAUUCCUCCCUGCCCCCAAUCAAUCACUUAAAAGAUGUUGAUUUAUUGUUUUCUGUCUCACUUGUCUCUGAUAAGAAAGCAGCCAAGACCAUUUUGUUUCCUGGUACAUAAUAUGUAUUUUUUCUGUGGCUGCUUUAAAGAUACUGUCUUUAAACUGGUUUAACCAAAUUGAUUGUGGUAUAUGUUAGUGUAGUUUUCUUUAUGUUCCUUGUAUUUGGUAUCAUUGAACUUCUUGAUUUAUGAUUUAAUAGUUUCUAUCAAUUUGGUAAAGUAUUUGACUAUCACUUUUCCCCAAUAUUUUUCUUUCCUAUUCCUCUCCCUUGUAGAUUUUGAUUAAAUGUAAUUAAGUUGCACGAGGUGGUUCUGCAUCUCACUGAUGCUCUGUUAAUUUCUUUCUUUGGAUUUAUGUUGUUGCCCAUUGCUAUAUUUAGAGGUCACUAGCCUUGUCCCUGUACAGUAUCUAGUCUAUUACUAGUUCAGUCCUUCUGUUCUUCUAAGGUGUGUUAUUAAAGACAUUUCACCAUGUCUUUAAUCUCAGACACCAGAAUUUUAAACUUCUGUCUUGGUGUGUAUGUGUGAGCAUGUGCCCCACAUACCAUAGCAUAUCUGUGGAGAUCAGAGGACAACUUUGUGAAAUCAUUUCUCUUUCUACCUUUAUAUGGGUUCCUGGGGUGGAGCUCAAAUUGUUAGGCCAAUGUGACUGGUGACAGCCUGGUGCCAUCUUAAAGACCCUGGUGCCAUAGUUUUUAAUUUCUAGGGGUCUUAUUUGGAUCUUCUGAAUACUUUUUCCUGACUUUUCUUAAUAUAUUCAACUUUUCCUCUAGCUCAUUAAGAAUAUAGAGUGUUACAUCAUUUGUUGUCAUUCAAAGGCACUGUACCACAGUCUUUCUUUCCAUUCUCUCUCCUAAACCCACACUAGGUGAAGGUCUCCUGAUUUUAUAUUCCAGGAGCUGAAGCUUAAGAGAACUGGGAGUUUGUUUUGGUUCAGGUCAGAUAGCUAAUGAUUCAAAUUGAAAUUUAGUUUUUUUCUAACUAGAACUUGAUUCUAGCUAGACAGACAAAUAUAGAAACAAAGCAGGAGAUGAGUGGGGAAGAAUGCCGUAACAGAGCGUAGCACAUGGGGCCGUGCUGUCCAUAAAGAUUUCUAAAGAUGCAGGAAGCGUUUGGGAUGGGCUUUGGAAGUUAGGAAAUUUUGCAGAUCUCUCUUGUGAGGGAAGCAUCUGAGGGGUGUGUGGUGUAUGGGUGGGCAGGAGGGGGCAAGGGAGUGUGUAUUGCAGUGCACAGGCUUGGAAGAUGGGGCAUGUAUUUGGCUGAAUUGGGUGUGACUAUGAAAGCAGAUAACAAAGGAGUUAGACUGAGUUGUAGAAGUUUUUUUUUUUUUUUUUUUUUUUUUGUCUAGCUUCCAAACAGUCUUUUGUAUGUCUUUAGCUACUGUAUGAGUCUGAUCCAGGACAGGCAUCUUUUAAAAUUUGCCUUCAUUACUUAGUACAGUCUUGCACAUAAUUAAUUCACAGGUUAUUGAUUGAUUGAUAGAAUGUUUUCUUACUGUUACUUAGUUACUUUGUUAGUGCUUGUGAUUGAAUUGUUUAUUGUAUAAGAAGUCUUAACUCUUGUGUUCAUAAAAUUCCUUCCAAAGAAGUCAGCAUACCGUAUGCUGAUUCAUUUAUUGAUUAUCUCAGCAGUUAGUUUACUAUACCCAAGAGUAUUCCUCUAUAGGAACUUGGAUACAGCUUCAACUGUAGAGUCAUUGUAGCUGUCUUUGUUUUUAUUCUUCAAGACUGGGUUUCUCUCUGUAACCUAGGCUGUCCUCAAACUCACACUAUAGACCAGGCUGGCCUCGAAUGCACAGGUCUGUUUACCUCUGCCUCCUGAGUUCUGGGAUUAAAGAUGGGUACCACCACUGCCUGGCUCUACUUUUUUCACUAACAGUGACAAAAUUUAUGUGUGUGAUUGUUUUCCUUGCAUAUAUAUCUAUGUAACAUGUGUGUGCAGUGCCCUCAAGAACUAAGAAGAAGGUAUCAGAUCCCUGGAAUCUUAGCUACAGGUAGUUGUGAGCCAUUAUGUGCUUACUGGGAAUUAAAUGAAGAUCUUCUGGAAGAGCAGGCAGCUCUUGAAAAACAAGACAAACAAACAAUUUAAGCUACAUUUUAACUUUAGUGAGAAUGCUACUAAGUUAUAUCAUAAGUAUUAUUCUUACUGUUUUAAUAGAUAAGCAUUUUAAGAGGUUUAUUUGCUAUUUUUAUUUUAUAUGAUGUGUUUGCCUAAGUGUGUGUGUGUUUGUGCACCAGGUAUGUACAGUGCGUGGAGGCUUUAAAGCUGUCAGAUCCUCUGUAAGUGGAGCUAUAGAUGGUGAUCCACUAUAUGGGUGUGGGGAAUUGAACCUAGGUCCUUGAGAAGAGCAGUGGGUGCUGUCUGUUGCAGAGCCAUCUCUUCAUGCCCUCCAUUGUAUCUUUUGAGGCUUGAAGUCUUUCACUGUGCUGAUGGUCUUUCCAUCUCUGCCACUCUUGCUAGGGUUAAAAUGCAAACAUCUGUGCCCAACUCUUUUUUUCUUCCCAACAUGGGUCCCAGGAAUUGGAACUCAGGUCCUCAUGAUUGCAUAACAGACCUUACUGAUAGAAUGUCUUCCCAGCCCCAAAAUUUUCAUCUUCUAUGUGUUGGAAUAGCUUAACAGCAACCAGGAUAUUUGACAUUGGUUAAGGUAGAGUAUGUGUUCAAUAUUUACUGUUUUAGUCUUUUGCAAUUAAAUCUGUUGCUUUUCUUCCUGAUCACUAUCAGGUUUGGUGGGAAGUAGGGCAGUAGCUUAAAGAUGAAAAUAAUUUUCUUCACUUGUAUAGCUGACCAUUGUUUAGAAUCAUGUAGUGAGAAAUCCUUUAUCUGUUGAGGCAUAACCUUCAGCACACAUAAAAAUAUCUGCAUUUGUUUCUUUAUUGUCUGAUUAAGCAUCUUUUAAUAGCGACCAUUGGUAAGUUUAUUUGAAAACUAAUUUAAAAAGUAGUUUUUACUAUUUAGACUUUUGUCUGUUUUUAAUAAUGAGGCCCUGCUAUGUGCUUUUUUUUUUUCCUAUGUAGUUACUUUCUUGCCUUUUUUCAGAAAAGUUGUUGAGAGAGAGGUUUUCACUGGAUCUCCUGAACCUGGUUAUGGUGAUACAUUAAUUUGCUGGUCUAGCAGGAUACAAUAUAUAAAAGUAUAAUUGUCUCUCAUUUUCGUUUUCAUUUUAGAUUAUUUUGUGUGUGUAUUUGUGUUUAUGUAUGUUCACCAUGUGCAUGUUUCAUGUCCAUGGAGGUCAGAAGAGGUGAUGGGUCCUUUAGCCUGGUAUUAUAGAUGGUUGUGAGCCGCUUUGUGGGUGCUGGAAACUGAACUCAGGUCCACUGUAAUAGCAACAAGUGUUCUUAACUACUGAACCACCUCUCCAGCCUUUUGUUUCUGUAGCUCCAGAAGCCUGGAGAAUUGUGCUGAUGUUUUUAGUACCUUAUAUGGAACACUGUAUUUGCAUGUGACCUGUGCAUAUCCUUUUGAAAUUAUUUCUUGAUUAGUUAAAGUAUUUAACACAAUUCCUGUGUUGUUUAGGGAAUAAUGAUAAUGAAAAAGUGUAAGCAUAUUUAGCAUUUUUUUCUUUGUUCUUUUCAAUCUGUGUUUGUUGAAUCCACCAAGGCAGAACCUGUGGAUUUGGAGGGUCCAGUAUACCACUGAGUGAUUUACACAACAGAAAUGUACAGCACAAAGGUCUGGAAGCCAGAAACCUGACAUCCAGGUGUUGGCAGAGUUGAUUCCUGAAGGCUGUGAAGAAUCUGUUCCAUCUCUCCCUCUCCUAGCUUCAGGAGGUUGCUGGCAGUCUCUGGCAUUCUUUGGCUUUUAGACAUACCAUUUUGAUGUUUGCCUUAGUCUUCACAUGAUGUUAUCUCUGGGAAUGUGUCUAUUGUUCAAAAUUUUCCUUUUUAUAAACACAACAGCCACUGGGUAUGUCCCUACUCUUAUAUGAUGUCAAACUAAUUACUUCUGCAGAAACCAAAUAAAGUUAUAUGCUGAGAAGCUUCAGGUUUAGGACUUCAACAUAUAUUGUGUUAGUCAGCUAUGGCUGUAACACAAUAUCUGAGAUGACUAACCUAUUUUGGCUUAUAGUUUUGGAGGUCCAACCUGUGAUGAACUAGAAGUCUGUUGUUUUGGGCAUGUGGUGAAGUCACAUCAUGGUGGGAGUGCAUGACAAACCUAAAUUGGACAUGCUAUGACCAAAGAACAAAGGAAAGAAGUAGAAAGAGGCCAGGAUUCUAUUACCCUCUUCAAGGGCUUUCAUCAAUAACAUAAAACUCUUAAAGGUUCUGCCAUUUCCUAAUAACACAAGGCUCCUUGGGAGACAUUCAAGGGUACCGUCAUAGUAGUCUCCUUGCUCCUGCAGACAUGGCAGCUCCUGGUGGGUCUAGGUGGUAGUGGUUUAGAAGCACUGUAGUUUGGAACUGGGGUAAAUGUGAGAGACUCAUAACCAGGAAUGGUUGCAUUAAACAUGGUUCUGCUAUGUACUGGUUUUCAUUGACUGAGAACCUGAAAUUUGUCAGAGAGAGAAGCCUCACAAAGAUAGAUGUUUCUGAGGCCCAAGGAAGAAUGCCCUGUUAAGAGUCUCCCAGAGUUGAUGAGAGGAGUCUAAGCUCCUGGAAAGAAUGGAGGUUCAGAGUUAAGGAAGAAAGCAUAGAACUUCAUGUCUGAGAACUGGCUUAAACUUAUUCAAAAUACAAUUGUCCUCAGUAUCCAUGGGGCCUGUGUAUAAGGAUUCAGAUAACAACAGAUCAGAGUCAUUGCACUGAGCAGGUGUGGGCUCUGACUGUGCUGUCAAUACAUGAUUUGCAUAGGAUUUAAAUUGACUAUAAAGACAAUUCUUUCACAUGCAAGUAUAUGUGUGUUUGAAAGUAUUUCUCUCUGUGUGAGUGUGUGCAUGUUUGCAUGGUGACUAGAAGACAAUCUCUAGUAUCAUACACAGGGAGGCCACCCAUCUUCUUUGAGAUAGAGUCUCUUAUUGGCCUGGAACUCACCAAUUAGGCUACUCUGGCUGUUCAGUAAGUGUCAGGAAUGGAUCCUUUGUGCCUCCCACGAUAGGAUUACAAGUGUCAGCUAGUAUACCUGCUCUUGUUCCUUGGGUUCUGGGCUUGAACUCAGGUGUUUGUGCUUGUAGGGUUUGAUUUUUGAUCAAGCCAGCUCUUCCCCUGUCAGAGAUAGUCUAAGUGUAUAGAUGGAUGGGCACAGACACAGAUACAGUCCCAUUUAGUAUAAAGGACUUGGUCAUCUUUGGAUUUUGGUGUACAUGAGGGCCUUGGAACCAGUGUUCCAAGUAGGAAGACUAUGUUUACGGCCUUGGGAGACUAGGCACCAUUUUGAAUUUCUUUUAGAAUCUUUAACUUAUAAAGUAAAGAAGAAGUAGAGACCAAAACCUGGAAGGCAGUGAAGAGUGAGGAUGUACUUAUGUGGGAGAACUGGAGACUGCUGUCUUGUUAGAGAUCCAGUGGAAACAGCAUUUGAGCUGUGCAAGGAGAGACAGAAAAUACAAAUGGAGUUCUUUAUAGAGUUUUCUAACUGACCAUUGACAGUUUUUGAAUUAAUUUCUAGAGUUUCAUUACAAGCAUUCCUUCUGAGCUGUAAGUUAAAAACUUUGUAUUUGGAUACCACUGAACAACUGCAAUGCUUUUUCUGGUGAUUGUGUUGGAUUUUCUAGGUAGAUUUCAUUUAUAAUGAUAAUUCUAAAAUACUGUUUAUAUCACCUUUUAUGUAGCAAUGACUAGCUCCUUCAGAAUGGCAUUGAACAAAAACACCAUAUCCUUUGGUAGAAGCCUUUUCCUGUUUUUAAGCUAAUUGGGAUGCCUUUGGUGCUUUCGUUGUUUAUUAUAUUUUCUGUUUAUAUUUUUGCUUUAUGAGGCAGGAUUUCUCUGUGUAACCAUGGCAGUCCUGGAACUUACUAUGUAGGAUAGGUAGACUUCGAACUUAGGGAGAUUGGCCUGCCUCUGCCUCUCAAGCCACCAUGUCUGGCUACUUUCUUUUAAAACUUUCUUUUUGAGUUAAACUUAUAGUUUGAGAUAUUUGUAGACCUACACACAGUAGUAAGAAAUAAUAGAGAUAGAGCCCAACUGCCCUUCACUCAGUUCUCUCUAGAAAAACUGUAGUAUAUUAUUAUUACCAGGGUAUCUCAGCCACUGUUUCUCUGUAUUACCACAUGUUGGUGCUUUGUAUUCUUGUUUUUCCAGUUUCAUGUGUACUCACUAGAGAUUGUGUGAGGUGUAUAUCUGUGUGUUUGUGUGAUCACCACCACAGUAGAUGUGCAGAAGAGUCUUCUCAUUACCCUUUCAUAGCCUCAGUCAUGUCUGCCCCUACCUAGCCUGGGUACCACUCAGCUCUUCUCUGCAGUUUUCUCAUUUCAGGGGUACUACAUAAAUGGAGCCACAUGGUCCAUAACUUGUGGGGUUUCUUUCUCUUGGUAUCAUUCCCCUAAGCUUUGUUCUGGUUGUUGUGUGUAUCAGUAGUUUGUAUCUUCUUACUGCUGAGUAGAAUUCUGCAGCAGCCUGGUCAUUCUGUGGAAAGAUUGUUCUGCUUUUGGCUGUUUGAAUAAAGCUGCUGUGAGCAUUCAUGUGCAAACAUAAUGUUCAUUUCUUUAGCAUAAAUGCUCAAAGUGCACAUGCAUUUAGAUUCUCCUGUGGUUAACAUUUCUUCUCUUUCUGCUCUGUCUGCCUUCUUUAUGCACGUAUGCAAUACAGUUUUCCCCCUUAAAUGCAUGAACGCAUGUGAGUAAAUUGCAUAAACCAUUACCUCCAAAUAUUUCAGCGAGUGUUUGGCAUAGUAAAGACAUUUUCUUACAUAUGCACAAUCAUUAUUAGUUUAAUUUAACUCAGAUAUUACUUCUGUUAGGUCCACUGUCUCCUACUCAUAAACUGUUACUAAGGUCUCCUUUAGUAUCUUGUUUCUCUUUUCUUGUUUUAGUUAGUAUGUUAUUUUAUGGACUAAUCAAUUCAAUACAGCUUUACAAGAUGCAUUUUAUUCUCACUGGAUCAUAUGGGUGAUGGAACCAAGGCAAAGAAAGGUGAGGCGCUUUGUCCAAGUCACAGCUUCUAAGAGAUAAGAGGUUGGAUUCAUCUCUGGUGUUUUGACUCUCAAGGUCUCUUAACCACUAAGCUCUGUCUUCCAUUAACUAUUUAGCUCAUAGCAGCAAUGUUUGACCUUCCAGAAACUGAUGUUUUAAUUUUCUUAUGUUGUUGGCAGAAACAAGUGUUACUUUUUUUGUUUGAGGGUAUUCCAGUCAUUUCGUGGUGACUAGGUAUUUUCUCUUUCAAAUGGAGCUAACACUGAGCCUGUUUUGCACCUGCUUAGUGUCUACUACAGGAAGUAGUAUUUGAAAUGAAGUUUUGGGCAUUUGAGAGUAGAGGAGAUUUUUUUUUAACCCCCCUUUAAGUUUAUUUAUUCACUUUAUAUCCCAAUUGCUGCCCCUUAUUCCCAGCCCCUUCCCCCACAAUCCUUUCCUCCAUCUCCCCUCCUCUUCUCUGAGGGGGUGGAGGCCCCCCAAUGACCCCCCUACCCCCAUCAAGUCUCUAUACAGCUAGGCCUAUCCUCUCCCACUGAUGCCAGACUAGGUUUACCAGCUAGAAGAACUUAUCCCACAGAUUGGUAACAGCUUUAGGGAUAGCCCCUGCUCCAGUUCUUUGGGACCUACAUGAAGGCCAAGUUGCACACCUGCUACAUUUAAGUGGGGAGGCCUAGGUUCAGCCCAUGUAUGCUCUUUGGUUGGUGGUUCAGUCUCCGAGAGCCCCUAAGGGUUCAGGUUAGUUGACUUCGUUGGUUUUCCUGUAGAGUUCCUAUCUCCUUUGGGGUCCUCAGUCCUUCUCCCAACUCUUCUAUAAGUGUCUAUAAGCUCUAUCCAACGUUUGGCUGUGGGGCUCUGCAUCUGUUUCGAUUAGCUGCUGAGUGGAGCCUCUCAGAGGACAGUGCUAGGCUCCUGUCUACAGAGUAUCAUUAAUAGUGUCAGGGAUGGUGCUUGCCCAUGGGAUGGAUCUCUAGUUGGCCCAGUUAUUGGUUGGCCAUUCCCUCAGACUCUCCAUCCCCCAUUCCUGUAUUUCUUGUAGACAGGAUAAAUUUUGGGUUGAAAGUUUUGUGUGUGGGUUGGUGUCCCUAUCAAUCCACUGGGUUUUUGCCUGCCUCUACCAUAUCCCCACUGCUAUGAGUCUCAGCUAAGGUCACUCCCAUUGAUUCCUGGGAGCCUCCCCCAUCCCAGGUCUCUGGCAUGUCCUGGAGAUGCUCCCCUCUCUCCCACGUCCACCAGUUGCAUAUUUCCAUUCAUUCUCCUGGCCCUCCCCACACCUGAUCCUGAACCCUGUCCCCCUUUUCCUUCCUCAUCCCCUCUCCCCCAACCAGUUCACUCCCUCCAUCUGCCUCCUAUGACUAUAUUAUUCCCCCUUCUAAGUGAGAUUCGAGCGUCCUCGCAUGGGCCUUCCUUCUUGGUUAGCUUGUUUGGGUCUGUGGAGUGCCUGGUCUCUGCACUUCACAUUAGUUAAGGAUUAUUUCUUUCAGGAUUAUUUCUUCAGUGCUCUGCUCAGUCUUUAAUUUCUCAAAGAAAGAGUUUCCCUCUCCCUGGAGGAGGGCAGUUUUGUAAUCUUUAUCUUUUCCAGGCAUCUUUGAUGCCCUCUUCUUCUGCAGCACCAUAAAUUGCAUGUGUGUAGGCUUGCCAAGCUUGUAGUUGUGGGAACUGCCAUCUCUAGAUUUCUUCACAUCUGCCUUGGUGGACUGCGUGCCCAGGCUCUGUAUGGUGCUCUGUAUGGUUGCAGGCUUAGAUUUAACACCCAGAGGCGGUGGGAUCUUGUGCUGCAGCUCUUCUGGGAUGAGUUGGAUGCUUGCAGCCUGAAGAUGUAAAGCACUCACCUGAGGUUCUGAGCUUCGCUUUGGAGCUGGCCCGUGCUCUGAUCCCUGCUCACACUUUGCACAAACACUGGCUUGCUUCCCUGGGUUCCCAAGCUAUGCUUUAUUCUGUCUCACUAGACAUGUAGGGUCUAGGUGGGUCGUAGUUGUACUUGAGUAUUUUUGGAAUUGUUACAGUUAUCUGCUUGAAUUUGUUUCUUUAUUUGGAUUUUACAGUUUCUUUACAUGUACCUAAGAUUGUUAAGGACUAAAUUCAUGGGAUGGUUCUUAUGAGUGAUGAUCUUACCAAUGGGCUGGUUUGGGCUAUUUCUAUAUCUGGAUGGAAGUUGUGAAUAGGCAAAGGGUGGCUGUUUUAGUCUUGGUGGUUCUGGACCCUCGAGUGCUAAGAACCCAUGGUUAGGCAGGCUAACAGGUUUAUCAUUUACAAUCCUGAAGAAUAGAGGCUAUGGCUCCUAGCCCUGGCGGUCAGAAACUCACAGUCAUAGAUGCUUAGGUUGGGGGUUUACUGUUCUGAGCGUUGACUGUUAGUGGCGUUACACUCUGACCAGGAAACCAGUUCAUUGCAGUGUCUACGGUUGGUAGUAAGCAGCAGCAGUGCACCAGGCAGCAGUGUUACAGUUCUUGAACCCUGAGAGUCUGGACCAUGGCUUCUAUGGACUCUCAGUCCCCAGGGCUUGGCAAUUUCCUGAAUUAUUCUAAUUCUCAUCUUUGUUUCUUUACAACCUUCUGUCUCUCACAGUUUUGGAUUUCUGCUUCCUCUCAUCUUCUGAUAUCAGCCUCUGUGAUCUCAGCUGCAGCUGAGAUCCCUACUCCCUGUAGCACUUUGGUCCUCACUAGCUUUCUAUAACUUGCCUGUUUCUGCCAGUAACACCAUCUCCUCUUUGACCUGUCAGUUUAGCACCAUGUUUUUACUAUAAAGUCACAAGUGGGCAAGAAAAGACCAGUGGGAGAAGCCUUCUCAAAAGGUGUCUGUUAGUUGAUUACAAAGUAAACUUUACAGAAUGGUUAUAUAGUUUGGGAGGGCAUAGAUGUAGCAUGUAAAUGAAGGAUUAUAUUUGUACCAAUCAUAGUAUAGUGUCCAGUCCCAUUGAGCAUAGGCUCUGCAUAGGGACAGGUUUCCUGCUGAGUUACUGAGGAGUAACUUGAGUGAGAAUAGCCUCAAGGUUAUCUAAAGGUUACUAAAUCUUGCCUUGAUUGGAUUGAUGCCUUCCAAGGUCAGUGCAGGCAGUUGUGAGGAGAGCAAGGCCUCCUGGAGCCAGAGUUGUGGCUUUCACUGCAGUGUUCCUGGCAGCUGGUGCAUUCUCAGAGCGAUAAAGUGUCUGAAGUAGCUGGGUUGUCUUGAGGUCAGUCUACCCAGUUGUCAGAGAGGAGGCUGCCUAGCUGAUGGGUCCCUACUCCAACUUCCAGGCAUAAAUGUACCCUAUUCACUUCUAUUCAAUUCUAUUUUAUUCCCAAAAGUUUCAGUUUACAGGGAAAAAUGGCAUUUAUAAGAUAUUUAAAACUGAACACAAAACUAGUAUUCUUGAAGCAUUUAGCAGUCCUUGAAAGCAGUUAGUGGGCUUAACAGUGCCUAGUCCCUGUCCCAGGGCCCUGCAGAGUUGAGUCCCUUUGAUCUCAGUAGUAGUUUUUAUAUGGGAAAUGUGGAAAAGCUACAGACCAUAGGGUCACCGUCUUCCAAAACACGUUGAAAAGUGCAAAUGUAGACAAUGUUUCCUUCACAGAGAUGGGGGCUAGAAUUAGGGUUGAGUUUGCUGGGCCUCUCAGAUCCUUCACUGCAAGGUGAACAGACCAGAUCUGGAGCCGGCAGGUUGGCUUAGGGGCCAUUGAGCUGCCCACAUCUCACUGUAUAUUUGAAUUUAACUCCCCAGGCCUUUUUGUGUCCUGCAAUCCUCUAUAUUUCUUGAAUUAUAUAUUUUUUCUCUGACUUCGGGCAUUUUAAGGUAGAUGUUUGACUUUGUAUGUCUUCUAGUGCUGCCUAAGACAUGAUACAGAUGUUAUGUUACAGUAGGCCAGAACGUGGCUGACUCCAUAGGUAGUGAAUUCCAGAUGUUUGUAGUGGCAGAUCUGAGAGUGUUAUACAUUGUUAUAGCAACACUUUACCAAGGACAAAGUAAUGAUAUAAGUGACCUUAACAAAACGAACUUUUGUUAAAUUUCUCACAGAAGCCAGCUUGAUAGUGAUAGCAUGUGUAAAAUUUAAAGAAUGCUUUGACAAACAUUGACAUUUUAUUUGAAAUGAUAUGAAACUAGGGGAAACUAGUUUCAAUUCUUGUAUGUUUUAGUCAUUUCUUUCAGCAGAUUGCAGGUUAUGAAAGUCACAUAUUUUUCCAAAUUGCCAUGGUAAAAUUGGCCAUGCAGGCGGGUUUUGCGGUUCUGUUUAUGUCUUAUUACUUUUUAGAUGAUGGCAGCGAUUACUGUGGAAAUGCUGUGUAUGGUUGGUAGAUCAGUUCGUUUUCAGCUCUCAUUAAGUAACUGCUUUUCUAACACACUGUGGAAUUUGUAUUGUUCCUAUGUUUGUCUUGUCUCAUACAAUUUAUGAUUUAUGUGCAUAAAGGCUUUUAGUAGUUUUUUAGUGUGUGUCUCUGUGUGUGUGUGUGUGUGUGUGUAUGUGUGUGUGUGUGUGUGUGUGUGUGUGUGUGUAAGAUGGAGAACCAUUUCAUGUGUCAUGUCUAGACUGGCUGACCAGUGGGUACCAGGGGUCCUCCUGUCUCUGCCUGCCUAUCACUGAGAUUACUGAUGUGCUUUACCACGCCUGGAUUUUUAUAUGCGUUGUAGGGACUGGACUCAGGUCUCUGUGCUCACGGAGCCAGUGCUUUACUGAUGAAACCGUCCUCCCUGAGCCUAAUAGCUGUAGUGUUACUGAGUUGAUUGCUAAGUAGGAUAUUUUGACAUCAUGUCUGGGUAUGAUGGAAUAGCCUAUCAUCCAAGCUACUUAGGACUCUGCAGCAGGAGAAUUGCAGUUUGAGGCCAGCUAUGGUGGACAACUUAGGGACACUCUGUAUCGGAGACACUUUGUAAAACAAAACAAACAAAAAAUGGAGGGAAAAAAAGAGAUUGGUAAUAUAGCUCAGUAGUAGACCACUUGUCUAGCAGGCAUGAGGCCUUGAGUUAAAUAGUGCCACAGAGACAGGCAGACAGACAGACAGACAGACAGAAUUUUGACUUUGUAACCCAUAAUUGAGUUUUAUAAAGGAGAUUAAAGAGUUUUCUUAGUAGUUUAAUAUAAUUUAAGAUGUGUGUGCUUGUUUAGGGAUAGAUGAAAGAUUAGGUAUUAAAGUGAACAUGUAGAUAAGCAUCACAAUAUUUCCUACCCUCCCCCUUCUUUUCUUGGCACUCACUUCGUAGACAUGAUAUAGUCUUAUGAUGCUCUCACUUCAUAGCCUAGGCUCUUCUGGAUCUCAUUAUGUAGCCCAGACUGCAAAACUUACAGCAGUCUUCCUUACUCAGCCUCUCAAGUGCUGGCAUUAUGAGCAUGGCCACCAUGCUUGGCAUGAAUAUGUUUUAUUUAAAAUUUUAAUUAUAGAUUUGUAUAUGUGUGUUAUCUUUGUUAGGGUUUCUACUGCUGUGAUAAAACAUCAUGACCAAAGGCAACCCAAGGAGGAAAGGUUUCUUUCACUCGCAUUUUCUCUCGUGACAACUGAGCUGCUCAAGGCAGGAAGAACUCUGAGCUGAAUAGUAGUGGGUCCCUGAAUCUGGAAAGAAGAAGCCACCUUGGAACCAGUAAUGAACCAUCCUGACUACAAGCUGAACCUUCAGUCUCCAGGGACUCCCAGAGGUGUGUCCUCUGUGGUUGGCCCGAAUGCUGUUGGUGCUUCGCCAGGUGACAAAAAGUCAAAGAACAAGUCCAUGCGAGGGAAGAAAAAGAGCAUAUUUGAAACCUACAUGUCCAAGGAGGAUGUUUCAGAAGGCUUGAAGAAAGGAACGCUUAUCCAGGGUGUAUUGAGGAUCAAUCCAAAGAAGUUUCAUGAAGCCUUCAUUCCUUCUCCGGAUGGUGAUCGGGACAUUUUUAUUGAUGGAGUUGUUGCUCGUAAUAGAGCCUUAAAUGGGGACCUUGUGGUUGUAAAACUGCUUCCUGAGGACCAGUGGAAGCCAAGGAUAACCUUGUCUCUGCCUGGAGUGCUGGGAUUACAGGGAGUUAAACCAGAGAGCAACGACAAAGAAACAGAAGCUACUAAUGAAACUGACAUCUCUGAGGAGUCCUGUGGACACCACCUUCUGCAGAAGUCCCCAAAAGGCUGGAAUGGUCCUGAUGUUAUUAUAGAGGCUCAGUUUGAUGACAGCGACUCAGAAGAUAGACAUGGCAACACCAGUGGGCUGGUUGAUGGUAUGAAGAAAUUGUCAGUCUGUACUCCUGACAAAGGAAAAGAAGAUUCUAGUGCUCCAGUUAUGAAAGACGAGAACACCCCCAAGUCACAGGACACAAGAGCUUUAUCAGAGAAGUCACUCCAGAAAUCAGCAAAGGUGGUUUACAUCUUGGAGAAAAAGCAUUCCCGAGCAGCAACCGGCAUCCUGAAACUCUUGGCUGACAAGAACAGUGACCUGUUUAAGAAAUAUGCCCUGUUUUCUCCUUCAGACCACCGAGUACCUAGAAUUUAUGUACCACUCAAGGACUGUCCCCAGGACUUCAUGACCCGACCCAAAGACUAUGCCAACACGCUGUUCAUCUGCCGCAUCAUAGACUGGAAGGAGGACUGUAAUUUUGCCCUGGGGCAACUGGCUAAGAGUCUUGGGCAAGCUGGUGAAAUUGAACCUGAAACAGAAGGGAUCCUGACAGAAUAUGGUGUGGACUUCUCUGAUUUCUCUUCAGAAGUUCUCGAAUGUCUCCCUCAAAGCCUGCCAUGGACAAUUCCACCUGAGGAGGUGGGCAAGAGAAGAGACCUAAGAAAAGACUGUAUCUUCACCAUUGACCCAUCAACUGCUCGAGACCUUGAUGACGCCCUCUCCUGCAGGCAGCUCACUGACGGCACCUUCGAAGUGGGCGUCCACAUAGCCGAUGUGAGUUACUUCGUUCCUGAGGGAUCCUCUUUGGAUAAGGUAGCUGCUGAGAGAGCCACAAGUGUCUACUUGGUCCAGAAGGUGGUCCCCAUGCUUCCCAGGCUUCUGUGUGAGGAACUCUGCAGCCUCAACCCCAUGACUGACAAGCUGACCUUCUCUGUGAUCUGGAAGCUGACUCCUGAAGGCAAGAUCCUUGAGGAGUGGUUUGGCCGCACUAUCAUCCGUUCUUGCACCAAAUUGAGCUACGACCAUGCGCAGAGCAUGAUCGAAAAUCCGACUGAGAAGAUCCCCAAGGAAGAGCUUCCCCCUAUUUCUCCAGAGCACAGCAUCGAGGAGGUGCACCAGGCAGUCCUGAACCUGCACAGCAUUGCAAAGCAACUCCGCCGCCAGCGCUUUGUAGAUGGUGCACUCCGUUUAGAUCAGCUGAAGCUUGCUUUCACUCUGGACCAUGAGACUGGAUUGCCUCAAGGAUGUCAUAUCUAUGAGUACCGAGACAGCAACAAGCUUGUAGAGGAGUUCAUGCUCCUGGCCAACAUGGCAGUGGCCCACAAGAUCUUCCGCACCUUCCCUGAGCAGGCCCUGCUGCGCCGGCAUCCCCCACCGCAGACGAAGAUGCUCAGUGACCUGGUGGAGUUCUGUGACCAGAUGGGGCUGCCCAUGGAUGUCAGCUCUGCAGGGGCCCUAAAUAAAAGCCUGACCAACACAUUUGGAGAUGACAAGUACUCUCUGGCCCGGAAAGAGGUGCUCACCAACAUGUACUCCCGGCCCAUGCAGAUGGCACUGUACUUCUGCUCUGGGAUGCUGCAGGACCAGGCGCAGUUCCGGCAUUAUGCUCUCAACGUUCCCCUCUACACACACUUCACCUCUCCCAUCCGCCGCUUUGCUGACGUCAUAGUGCACCGCCUCCUGGCUGCUGCUCUGGGCUACAGUGAGCAGCCAGAUGUGGAGCCUGAUGCCCUACAGAAGCAAGCCGACCACUGCAAUGACCGCCGCAUGGCCUCUAAGCGUGUGCAGGAGCUCAGCAUUGGCCUCUUCUUCUCAAUUCUAGUAAAAGAGAGCGGCCCCCUGGAGUCUGAAGCCAUGGUGAUGGGUGUCCUGAACCAAGCUUUCGAUGUGCUGGUACUGCGCUUUGGGGUACAAAAACGCAUCUACUGCAACGCACUGGCCUUGAGGUCCUACCACUUCCAGAAGGUGGGGAAGAAGCCAGAGCUCACUCUUGUUUGGGAGCCAGAUGACCUUGAAGAGGAGCCAAUACAGCAGGUCAUCACCAUCUUCAGCCUGGUGGAUGUGGUCCUGCAGGCAGAGGCCACAGCCCUCAAGUACAGUGCUAUCCUGAAGCGACCAGGCCCGGAGCAUUCCCUGGGUCUGGAGAAGGAGUCUGAUGAGGAGCCUGAGGACUGAAUGCUAGCCCAAGCCAGGCUUGUGCCUGCCCUACCCUGCUGGCUUUUAGGAAUAGGACCUUCUGACACCAAAGGGGAUUUUUAAUUUGGUUUUUAACAACUCAGGGGUUUGUUUUUAUUUUUUUUUCAUUUUAUUUUACUUUUGCUCAAUUUUUAAAUGAACUGGAAGGUUAGGGGUCAGGGCAGGGAAUGCUGAGGCUUGGCCAGUGCUUCCCUGAGAAGAGAGAAUCCCAGUCCUCCUGGGCAGGCAGCCCCGCUUCUACCAGGCGACCCACUGCCCUUCCCUGCCCAGGAAACAGGGGGUUUCAGCAAAUCAGUGUCAUGGAAUAAAAUCAAGUGUGAAUUGCA
Molecule: messenger RNA, 18919 nt
Organism: Rattus norvegicus (Norway rat)
Lineage: Eukaryota; Metazoa; Chordata; Mammalia; Rodentia; Muridae
Source: RefSeq, a predicted model, not a curated record